AUGGUCCAGGCGGCAGCCUUGGCUGUUGGCAGUUUCCUGGUGAUCCUCAUGCUCGUCAUCUGCACGUGCACCUACAUCCGAGAACGUGCUCCUGCUCUCCUCGAUCGAAACAAGCAUGGAGCUCUGGGGCUAUUCUGGAAGGCAGCACGCAUUGGCGAACGAGCAAGUGGGGUGGUAUCAGCAUUCAUGAUUGGCAUGAGCCUCUACGUGCUGUUCCUGGUGUAG
Acanthamoeba castellanii str. Neff is the source of this 225-nucleotide messenger RNA. RefSeq lists its product as uncharacterized. Bases 1 to 225 code for a protein of 74 amino acids. The transcript is spliced from 4 exons. Lineage: Eukaryota; Discosea; Longamoebia; Acanthamoebidae. Gene Ontology annotation, biological process: intracellular transport; protein secretion. The record is from RefSeq and is a predicted model, not a curated record.